ACUUUAUGGGCCAGUGUUGCCAUUAUGCUAAUAGCAUUUGCCAAUGCUGAAUACGAUGUGGCAAAAUAUUGCCAACUUGUGGAAACUGGCACUAAACUACCAAGCAUGAAUGCAUGCCAAACCUAUUAUAUCUGUGGGCCCGGUGGUCAGCCAAUUCAAGCCAAUUGCACUGACGGUACUGUAUUCAGUAAAAAUGCUCAAAAUUGUGUAGCUGAAGCGAAUAGCAACUGUUAUUUUGGUCUUAACAAUCCCUGCGAAAACAGGGAUAAAGAAUUUGCUCCCAAUACUAAGGCUUGCAAUCAAUGGUACUAUUGUGUAAAGAAUGAAAUAGCAGGCAGCGGUAGUUGUGCAAUAGGUCAAAUAUUCUCCGCCUCCUCAGGUACUUGUGUUUAUGGACACUGUGAAAGCGGUGGUAAUGGUAAUGGCUACACAGAUGUCCAAAAUGUUUGCCAAAUUAUGUCAGAUGGCAUGUUCUUUGGCGAUAACGAGCAAUGCAAUGCUUGGCACAAAUGUAAUGGAAUGAUGAAGACGAGUGGUGACUGUCGAAAUCAAUUGGUUUAUGAUGCCAAAUCCGGCCAGUGUCUGAAAAAUGAUGGUAACAUGUGUGAUAGAACGGGUGGUGUUGGUUCAAGUCAAGCAGGAGGUCCACCUAAUGAUUCUACAUGUACAGAAGCCACUGUGGUAAAACUAGUUGGCGAUAAACAAGUUUGUUCCGUUUAUUAUUCAUGUGAACUUGUUGCGACCGGUACAGCACCUAAAACUUAUAAAUGGCUACAGAAAAAAUGUACUAAUCAAUAUUUUGAUGUCAUAUCGCAGCAAUGUACUAGCACCUCUAGUGCUCGACCAUACCCACAUUGUAAUCGUUGUGAAUUCACCACCGGUAAUACGUAUUGGGUAAACGACUUCAGUGUUACGUGCUCGGAAUUCAAUACUUGCAAAAAUGGUCAAAUGAUUAGCAAUGGAAAUCAAAAACCCUGUUGUCCUGAAGGAUAUUACUUUAAUGAACCAGCUCAAUAUUGCGUUGAUACGAAUUUGAAUGAGUAUAUACAAAAUCAUGGUGCUUGUCAAAAUUAUUCAUGUACAAAGGAACGUGUAUGCACUGUUGCAGUUUCGCCACCCGUAGUUCCGCCAGCCCCAGCUUCUGGAGACACAUCUGGAAAAAAUCCUCCUCCAAAGAGCGUCUAAAUAACUUUAGAAAAAUUAUAAAAAUAGUUUUAACUAAAUAAUGUUCAAAAAUCAAUUCAAUAAAAUUAAUUAAUUCAAUUA
Molecule: messenger RNA, 1266 nt
Organism: Calliphora vicina (urban bluebottle blowfly)
Lineage: Eukaryota; Metazoa; Arthropoda; Insecta; Diptera; Calliphoridae
Product: peritrophin-48-like
Exons: 2
Coding region: 25-1185 (386 amino acids)
Cellular component (GO): extracellular region
Molecular function (GO): chitin binding
Source: RefSeq, a predicted model, not a curated record